Messenger RNA from Spinacia oleracea (spinach), 1742 nucleotides. Its product is annotated as oligouridylate-binding protein 1. Gene Ontology annotation, cellular component: cytosol. The coding region runs from base 276 to 1535 and encodes 419 amino acids. Gene Ontology annotation, molecular function: mRNA binding. The transcript has 12 exons. Lineage: Eukaryota; Viridiplantae; Streptophyta; Magnoliopsida; Caryophyllales; Amaranthaceae. The record is from RefSeq and is a predicted model, not a curated record.
CUUCCAAAAUACUCGCAAAGUAGAGGAUAAAAUACCAAACAUUUCUCUCAAUCACCUUUUAUGAUCUUCUUCCUCGUCGAUACUUUUUUGCUCUUACCCAUCAUUUUCUCUCUCCUACUUCCCCGUUUUUCUCUUCUAUCCCUCGCUUUCGACCCCUUUAAAUUUCCCCCCUUUUCCCCAAUUUUGUCACUUUUUCUUCAUUUUUAAUUUUUCCAAUUUCCGUGUUUUCUAUAAACCCUAAAAUCCCGAUUUUCGGACCUAAAAAAUUAAAAAAAAUGAUGCAUCAACAAAGAAUGAAGCAGCAGCAACAACAACAAGCUCUGAUGCAGCAAUCGAUCCUUCAGCAACAAGCUUCUCUCUACCAUCCGGGUGUUCUCGCUGCCCCUCCUCAGAUAGAACCUAUCUUAAGUGGAAAUCUGCCACCAGGCUUUGAUUCAAGUGCAUGCCGCAGUGUGUACGUUGGGAACAUUCACCCCCAAGUCACUGAUCCACUUCUUCAGGAAGUUUUCUCAAGCACCGGUAUGAUUGAAGGAUGCAAGCUGAUUCGGAAGGAGAAGUCCUCCUAUGGCUUUGUGGAUUACUAUGAUCGAAGAUCAGCUGCUCUUGCUAUUGUCACCCUUAAUGGACGUCAUCUUUUUGGACUACCUAUCAAAGUUAAUUGGGCAUAUGCGAGCAGUCAAAGAGAGGACACCACGAAUCAUCACAACAUAUUUGUUGGGGAUUUGAGCCCUGAGGUUACAGAUGCUACAUUGUUCGCAUGCUUCGCUCAUCAAAACUGCUCAGAUGCUAGAGUAAUGUGGGAUCAGAAGACUGGGCGUUCCAGGGGUUUUGGGUUUGUUUCAUUUAGAAGCCAGCAGGAUGCACAAACUGCGAUCAAUGACCUAAAUGGAAAAUGGCUUGGAAGUAGACAGAUUCGCUGUAACUGGGCCACAAAAGGUGCUAUAGGCAAUGAUGACAAGCCAAGCCCGGAUGCUAAGAGUGUUGUGGAACUCACCAAUGGAUCAUCUGAAGACGGUCAAGAGAAGACAGAUGACGAUACUCCGGAGAACAACCCUCAGUAUACAACUGUUUAUGUUGGCAACCUUGCUUCUGAGGUUACGUCAGCUGAUCUUCACCGCCAGUUCCACUUUCUAGGGGCUGGUGUUAUUGAGGAUGUCCGGGUACAACGAGAUAAGGGUUUUGGUUUUGUGAGAUACAGCACUCAUGCUGAAGCCGCCCGAGCUAUUCAACUCGGGAAUGCAAGGGUACUCUGUGGAAAACCUUUAAAGUGUUCUUGGGGCAGUAAGCCUACUCCACCUGGAUCAAGCUCAACACCACUUCCUCCACCAGUUCAGGCGUCUGUUUACUCUGCCGCUGACAUCGCUGCCUACGAGCGGCAACUUGCUAUAGCCAAAAUGGGUGGUGUUCAGGCUCUUAUGGGUCAGCACCCAUUUAAAGGUGCCAUGGGAAUGGGUGUACCCGGCGCUAGUCAGCCAAUCUAUGACCCUGCAUACCAGAAUCUUGCUUCAUCACAGCACCUCAUGUAUUAUCAGUAAAGUAUUCUACCAGUAAGUUUAUAGCCCUCUGUUUUUAUUCCUCUUGAGUCUUGAUCAAUGUAAUGGUGUAUUAGCUCCCCUUUCUCCUUUUCCUGUCACUUUUUCAGAGCUUGUAUUUUCGGUUUUAUGACAUGCUAUUACAGAUGUAAUUUAUUGAGAGCUUUACCUUUUCUAUCCUUUUUCAAGUCAUAGUAUUAUGAUUUUUCA